Molecule: messenger RNA, 1367 nt
Organism: Paramecium sonneborni
Lineage: Eukaryota; Ciliophora; Oligohymenophorea; Peniculida; Parameciidae
Source: the annotation of a GenBank genome assembly
AUGAAAUAGGUUCCUAUUGUAUAUUUUUUUCAAAAUGAACCAAAGACAUAAUAUAUGUUCUUUUUCUAAGGAGAAGAAGUAUAGAAAUGAAAAUUUUAAUUGUAGCUUCUUGUAAAAAAUAUUUUGCAGUAAUUUCCUUUUAAAAUUACUUCUCACCAUAUAAGAUUUAAGAUAUUUGUAUAAGAUAUUGAACCAAAAACGUAAUUGAUUAAUUUAAUAUAUAGUCAUGCCUGGUUUGAUAUAUCUAAUCCAAAUGCAAAAGUACCUGUAGUUAAUGAUACUGUAUUUGUUAAAAUAUUAACUCUUUAAGAUCUGUCAUAUAGCAGAAUAGCUAAAAAAAUGGUUGAAAAUGUGAAUUAGGAUAUAAAAGUUGGAGAUGUAAGAGUUUAAAAAAAUACUGUUUAAUAAUCACCACAAACAUAAAUUAAAGUCUUAGCAUAGCAAUAAAAUUCAUCACCUAAAUUGUAAUAGUAAUAAAAUUAAAAAUAAACUGUUCAACCUGUUAUUCAGUAAGGUGGAGAAAGAUAAAGCAAUAGAUAAUUGAGUAAUUAAUCUAAUGGAACCAGUUAGAGUGGUGAUCUUUUAGAGGCAUUUGAAAAAUUAGAUUUUAAGCCAAAUCGUCAUCAAACAUAAUCAUAACCAAUAAGUUAAGCAGAUUUAGAUAUCAACAAUUAAAAUAAUACUAUAUUUUAGAAUUUUAAUCAAUUCAAACCAAUUAUAGAGUAAAAUGAAGGAGAUGAUACUAAGCUUACACAAUUCUAAUAAAAACAACAGCCAUAAUAAACAAAAAAAGGUGAAGACCUUUUUGAAUUUGAUGGUCCUAUAGAAAAUUAGGCUAAUUUAUAAAAUGAAUAAUCUCAAAGCUAGGAUCUAUUUUAAUUUGAUACACCAACUCAGGCAAAAUAAUAGUAAUAAUAAUAAUAAUCUAAUGAAUAAUAUGAUGGACUUACAGAUAAAUAAAUUGUUGAUAUGAGAGUAGAAUAAGCAGCAGAAGGUUUAUAAAAGAUUUGGUAAGAGGAAGCAGAUUAUAAUAUUUAGAGAUAACAAGCUAAAGAUGAGGUAGAACCAAAAAUAUUAAAAUGGGCCUUUAAAAACGAUGUUAGAAAUAAUUUAAGAUUACUACUCUCUACAUUAAAUGAUGUUUUAUGGGAAGGUACUGGUUGGUAAUGUUCAAUAGGUGAUUUAAUGACCGAUGGCAAAGUUAAAGUAAAAUAUAAUUCAUAUCAAAAUAGUUAAAGUAUCGUCAAGCUUUAUUGAUUGUUCAUCCUGAUAAGCAUAAUUAGACUCCUCCUAUCUAAAGGUAUAUUGCUGAAAGAGUAUUUUAUGAACUUAAUUAAGCUUGGAAUGAUGAUAAAAAUAAAAGUUGA